Molecule: messenger RNA, 1281 nt
Organism: Oikopleura dioica
Lineage: Eukaryota; Metazoa; Chordata; Appendicularia; Copelata; Oikopleuridae
Source: the annotation of a GenBank genome assembly
AUGUUCAGAUCCGACUUAUGCGCCUGUAAUGAUCAUUUCGGCCAAUUUGUUGAAAAUGAUUUGAGCUCAAGUAGCUCAAGUUCGCUCGACUUUUACGAUUUUAACGAGCUCUACGAACUUGAUACAACAUCAGAUGAUCAUUUGAUUCAAGACCAACAUUCUGCCUCUAUUUUCAAAGAAAUCGCGAUUAUCACGUAUAUCAGCUUGGGAGUACCUGCAAAUCUUUUGAUUAUUUAUGUAUCUAUUUCGUCUCUUAGAAGAAAUCCAGCUUCAAACUGGCUUAUCAUUAAUCUUUGUAUAUCUGACCUCCUCGUCCUCGUCCAUUCCAUCCUCGGCUUGUACAAAGAAUUCAAUCGAAAUUGGCGCCCUGGUUCCUCCUUCACUUGUAAAUACUACCAAGGCUCCAACCAGCUGUUUCUAACAGUCUCGAUCUUUUCCAUCGCCGCGAUUUCGUUCGAUCGUUACUACGCAAUUUCUGGCAAAGACGGGGCAAUCUCCCUAAUUGACUUCGACCACAAGCGGUUUAUAUAUUUGACGAUUUUGGUCUGGCUCAGUGCGUUUUUCAUCACAAUCCCGACUUUUCAAGCGGCGGAAUAUAGCUUGAAUGCGUUUAAUCAGUCGGAAUGUAUGCUCAAUUGGCAUCAUUUAGACAAAGAUCAAUGCUUAGUUUUGCUGGAGGGAGAAGACACAGAAGAUUGUCGGAAUUUGAACAAAUGCGCUAUCAAACAAUACCGGAAUCAGAAAUUCUAUGACAUUGUUUUUCUUCUUCUUGGGUUUUGUAUCCCCUUAUUCAUCUCCGGAUAUUCUUAUGUGAAAAUUUUGAAAGAAGUCAAACUCACCAGAGAACGAAUUUCACGCCUCUCGGGCUCGAAUCGACAAGGCUCGAAGAAUAAAUACCUACUCGUUACGAUCAUCGCUAGUUUCUGCGGAAAUCUCAUCAGCUGGAUGUGCUUUGUUCUCUUCAAAUUAUUCCGAGUUUUGAAUAUUCAUCUUUCUCACAGGGACUGUUAUUUCUUCGAGAAAGCGGAUGAUAUUCUUAUAUACACUGGACCAAUUCUCAACCCGAUUCUUUUCUCAUUCGUUGGCAAAAAUUUUCGACGAAAAUUUAAGAUGAAAUUCGCCAAUUUGAGGUCGCAGACAACAAGAAGGCUUCCAAAGCAAGAUUCGAUUACUCAAAUGAGUUUCUUGAGAAGCUUCACGGGAAGCAACGAAUCGAGUUUUCGCGUAUCGCGUGGGAGAAAAUCAGCAAGAAGAACUCCGUCCGUCGAGUCGACAAUUUAA